AUGAGCAGAGCUUCGCCGCUAGUGGGAUCCGAGUGUCGUCGGGAAGGAGACGACGAAAUGUGUGUGAUGGCUAGGACUCGGAACGAAGGUUGGCUCGAAGCUCGAAAGGGUAAGAUGGAGGCCGGGCCAAAGCAGGCGAAGCGGUGCGAAGCCAAAGGAUCACGAAGCCGAUACGGGGUUUGUUGGAUGGUGAGGAUGGCCAAUACGAUGGAGCGUCGUGUUUGCCAGUCCGGGGGUCGAGGAGAAAGGCAAGGACAAAAGGCAAUGGAGACGGCGAAGGCAAGUGCGAAGGCGAAGGAAAGAGGAGCAAAGCGCAAGCCAGAAGGUGGAUCGCUCAACGGCUUCUCGCUCUGA
Molecule: messenger RNA, 354 nt
Organism: Pseudozyma hubeiensis SY62
Lineage: Eukaryota; Fungi; Basidiomycota; Ustilaginomycetes; Ustilaginales; Ustilaginaceae
Exons: 1
Coding region: 1-354 (117 amino acids)
Source: RefSeq, a predicted model, not a curated record